Oldenlandia corymbosa var. corymbosa is the source of this 1962-nucleotide messenger RNA. The record is from the annotation of a GenBank genome assembly. Lineage: Eukaryota; Viridiplantae; Streptophyta; Magnoliopsida; Gentianales; Rubiaceae.
AUGAAGAAAUGGUAUGCUUGUGUAUUUUCAGCAUCCUUGUUGAUGUUAUUUUUGCUUGGGUAUUAUGUGGUGAGAAACCCUUUGAAAGAAAAUGAUCUUACUAGUCCAACCCCGAUCUUCACUUCAACAAAUCCUCUUGAGUGGAUAAAUGCUGGUACAUUACCUGAACCGCAGAGUCAAGGCAAUCCCCUUGAAUGGAUAAAUUCUGGUGUUUCUCAUGAAGUACAGAAUCCAGGAAAUGCUUCUGAAGUGAUUUCUACUGAAGUUAUAGUCGCUGAUCUUUUCAAUAAGAGGAAUCUAUCAUUCCACGAGGAGCAAUCUCUAGAUGCCUGGAACCAUUUCCGGCAUUUAGUCAGACAUGCUCAGGCACUGCCUAAUGGUUUAGAGGCUUUUAAAGAAGCCAGUUUGGCUUGGAAGAACCUUUUGGCAUCAGUUGAAGAGGAAAAGAUGCACAAAAAUGAGAGUUCAGAGAAGAAAGGAAAACAGAAACAGUGUCCUCAUUAUCUUAGUGAGAUGAAUGCCACAGAACUUGGUCAUAAUGGCUUUAAGUUGCAGGUUCCUUGUGGGUUAACUGAAGGCUCUUCAAUAACACUUAUUGGCAUUCCAAAUGGUCUUAUGGGUAAUUUCCGGAUUGACUUAACUGGGGAACCACUGCCUGGCGAGCCUGAUCCUCCUAUUAUCUUGCACUAUAAUGUUCGGCUCCAAGGUGAUCAACUAACUGAGGAUCCUGUGAUUGUUCAAAAUACCUGGACAGUUGCACAUGACUGGGGGGAAGAAGAGCGUUGCCCAUCUCCUAAUCCUGAGAAGAAUAAAAAAGUUGAUGAAUUGGACCAAUGCAACCAGAUAGUUGGCAAAGAUGAGAACCACACCAUUACGAUUGGUAAACCCUCAAAUGCAACCGCAAAGACUUCUAUGUUACAGGAUGGAUCUGGACCAAGAAAAUAUUUUCCCUUCAGGCAAGGUUAUAUAUUUGUGGCAACACUUAGGGUGGGAUCAGAAGGAAUUCAGAUGACUGUAGAUGGGAAGCACAUCACAUCAUUUGGUUUUCGUGAAACUUUGGAGCCCUGGCUUGUUAAUGUAGUAAAGAUAUCCGGGGACAUAAAGUUAGUUUCUGUUGUUGCUAGUGGAUUACCUACAUCAGAAGAUUUAGAACACAUUAUAGACAUUGAAGCUCUGAAAGCGCCUCCAUUGCCUCCACGGACAUUGUUGAACCUUUUCAUUGGUGUGUUUUCAACUGCAAACAAUUUUAAACGCAGAAUGGCAGUUAGAAGAACUUGGAUGCAGUAUGCUCCGGUGCGCUCUCGGAAAGUUGCUGUUCGUUUUUUUGUUGGUUUGCAUAAGAAUCAGAUGGUAAAUGAGGAACUAUGGAAUGAGGCAAUGACUUAUGGUGACGUCCAGCUGGUGCCCUUUGUUGAUUAUUAUAGCCUAAUCACAUGGAAGACUUUGGCGAUUUGUAUAUUUGGGACGGAGGCUGUUUCGGCAAAAUAUGUGAUGAAGACAGAUGAUGAUGCGUUUGUUCGGAUCGAUGAGAUUUUGGCUUCCUUGGAUCGAAUCAAUGUGACUCGUGGUGUGCUUUAUGGUCUUAUCAAUUCCGAGUCACAUCCUCAUCGAAAUCCUGAUAGCAAGUGGUUUAUAAGUCAGCAGGAAUGGCCCGAUGACAGUUAUCCUCCUUGGGCACAUGGUCCAGGGUAUGUUGUAUCUAAAGAUAUAGCAAAAGGUAUAUACAGAAAAUACAGGAAGGGCCAACUGAAGAUGUUCAAGCUAGAGGAUGUUGCCAUGGGGAUAUGGAUUGCAGAGAUGAAGAAGCAAGGUCUAGAAGUGAGAUACGAGAAGGAUGAGAGGAUUUUCAACGAGGGAUGCAAAAAUGGCUAUGUUGUUGCCCAUUAUCAAAGUCCUCGAGAAAUGCUCUGCCUUUGGGAGAAACUUCAGGAGGCAAAACGCGCUAAUUGUUGUGGCGAUUAA